AUGUCUACUAUUCCCUCAGAAAUCAUCAAUUGGACCAUCUUAAAUGAAAUCAUAUCAAUGGAUGACGAUGAUUCUGAUUUUUCCAAAGGUUUAAUUAUCCAAUUUAUCGACCAGGCACAAACAACUUUUGCUCAGAUGCAACGACAGCUGGACGGUGAAAAAAAUCUUACCGAACUAGACAAUCUGGGACAUUUCUUAAAGGGUUCUUCCGCUGCGUUGGGCCUACAAAGAAUUGCCUGGGUUUGCGAGAGAAUUCAAAACUUGGGGAGAAAGAUGGAACAUUUCUUCCCUAACAAGACCGAAUUGGUUAAUACUCUAAGCGAUAAAUCGAUUAUUAACGGAAUCAAUAUUGAUGCAGAUGAUGAAGAAAUAAAGAUACAAGUGGACGAUAAAGACGAGGAUUCCAUAUAUCUGAUCUUGAUAGCUAAAGCUUUGAACCAGUCUAGGUUAGAGUUCAAACUGGCGAGAAUUGAGUUAUCUAAAUACUACAACACAAAGCUAUAA
Messenger RNA from Saccharomyces paradoxus, 504 nucleotides. RefSeq names its product Ypd1p (gene YPD1). The record is from RefSeq and is a predicted model, not a curated record. Gene Ontology annotation, molecular function: protein histidine kinase binding; histidine phosphotransfer kinase activity. Gene Ontology annotation, biological process: phosphorylation; phosphorelay signal transduction system. Gene Ontology annotation, cellular component: cytoplasm; nucleus. The transcript has a single exon. Bases 1 to 504 code for a protein of 167 amino acids. NCBI's taxonomy places the organism in Eukaryota, Fungi, Ascomycota, Saccharomycetes, Saccharomycetales, Saccharomycetaceae.